Drosophila kikkawai is the source of this 784-nucleotide messenger RNA. RefSeq names its product Odorant-binding protein 84a (gene Obp84a). Lineage: Eukaryota; Metazoa; Arthropoda; Insecta; Diptera; Drosophilidae. The record is from RefSeq and is a predicted model, not a curated record. Gene Ontology annotation, molecular function: odorant binding.
CCACUCACCAGUCAGUCUCUGAAAUGUUUCGUGCUAUAUUCCUAAUUCCUGUGCUCUGUCUGAUCCUAGUGGCCACCCAGGAUGAGGUGGUGCCCGACGAUCCGGAAGUGCAGAAGGAAAUGCACGCCAUGUUCUACACGGCUCGAGUGGCCUGUGCGGAUGAGAAUUUGAUUCCGUAUGGUAAGUCACGGUUCUGGUUCAGCUUUGCUCUGUUGAGUCUGAAUCUGUAUUGGGUUAAGGCUCUGCAGGAUCAUGCCAAGGAUAAUGGCGAUGUAUUCAUUAUAAACUACGAUAGCUUCGAUGGUGAUGUGGAUGAUAUAUCCACCACCACACCAGCUCCCAGGGAAGCCGAUUACGUAGAUUUCGAUGAGGUCAAUCGCAACUGCAAUGCCAGUUUUAUAACUCCAAUGCCCAAUGUCCUGCAGUUUAAUAUCACAGGUGAGCUGCCGGACGACAAGGAUAAAACCAGCAUGUGCUAUUUCAACUGCUUCUUUGAAAAGUCGGGUUUGAUGAAGGACUACAAGCUGAACAAGGAUCUGGUGCGCAAGUACGUGUGGCCAGCCACCGGUGACUCCAUUCAGGUUUGCGAGGACGAAGGCAAGGAAGAAUUGAAUGCUUGCGAACGGGGCUAUGCCAUCGUCAAGUGUGUCUUCGUCAGAGCCCUCACGGAUGCCAGGAACAAGCCCACCGUCUAAGAACUCCAACAAAGCACAACUAUUAACCAUUUCGGUAGAAAAUUACAAGUAUAAUUAAAUAUUGCUAUGCACAGAGCUUGCACCCACUA